AUGCUUCACCUCCUCGGAAAUCUUCGAAAGUUGGUCAGCUUGCGCAAGGUUCACAUCGAUGGUAACGUUUUCAGACUGUACACCAAUGCGACCGUGGCCCUUCUCUUGGCCUUCUGCAUGCUGCUCACCGCCAAAGAAUAUGUGGGCUCUCCCAUAGACUGCUUCUGUCCCACACUGCCAAAGAGCGUCGUGGAUUCCUUCUGUUGGAUAGAAUCCACGUACAGCGUCAAAAGUCUCUUCAACCUCUCCAAACGCGAAGAGGUUGUCUAUCCCGGAGCCGGCCACAGCAUAACCGGCUCAGGGGACCGUAAGCAUCACGUGUACUACCAGUGGGUCUGUUUUCUGCUUUUCUGCCAGGCCAUCUCGUUCUACUUCCCGCGCUGGCUUUGGAAAGCUUGGGAAGGGGGCAAGGUACCGGCCAUAGUUUCAUCCCUGGACGUGAAGUCUUCAAUGUUACAAGACCGGGGCGACAUGCAGACACAGCUCGUCGACUUCCUGGUUCUCAACCUGAAUCGAAACAACUGGUACUUCUCUAGGUACCUCUGGUGCGAGCUGCUCUGCGUGGUGAACGUCGUCGUCCAGAUCUCACUGACGGACUUGGUCCUGGGCGGCGGAUUUUUUCUGUUCGGCUCGGACGUUGUACGUUGGCAGCGCAAGGCACGUCCCGAGCUCGCUAACCCCAUGGUGGUGAUGUUCCCUCGAAUAGCCAUGUGUAGCUUCGCAAAAUACGGCGAUUCGGGUGCGAUCGAGAACCGCGAGGCCAUCUGCGUGCUGCCUCUGAACGUGCUCAACGAGAAACUGUUCUUGUUUCUCUGGUUUUGGUACGCGGGACUGCUCGUCGUCGGCAUCUUGACACUCUGCUACCGGGUGAUCCUGAUCGCUCAUGCGCCCCUGCGCUGUCAGCUAUUGCAGCUGCGCUUUCCCGACAGUGGGCGUCUGGGCGCGCUCGUGAAGUCCCUCUCUGUGGGGGACGUGUUCUUACUGGGGCUCAUCGGCCAAAACGUGGAUGCGCUCGUGUUCAGUCAGCUUGUUGGGGAGCUGUCGAGACGCGUUGUUAAGGCGCCACGGGCACUUGCCGAGCCAGGCGCCCAUCCUGCAUACUGCAAUACCCAAAGUCGGGCAUAA
Molecule: messenger RNA, 1125 nt
Organism: Ixodes scapularis (black-legged tick)
Lineage: Eukaryota; Metazoa; Arthropoda; Arachnida; Ixodida; Ixodidae
Product: innexin shaking-B-like
Exons: 1
Coding region: 1-1125 (374 amino acids)
Cellular component (GO): gap junction; plasma membrane
Molecular function (GO): gap junction channel activity
Source: RefSeq, a predicted model, not a curated record